Molecule: messenger RNA, 2568 nt
Organism: Eupeodes corollae
Lineage: Eukaryota; Metazoa; Arthropoda; Insecta; Diptera; Syrphidae
Gene: okr
Product: DNA repair and recombination protein RAD54-like
Exons: 8
Coding region: 241-2568 (775 amino acids)
Biological process (GO): reciprocal meiotic recombination; double-strand break repair via synthesis-dependent strand annealing
Cellular component (GO): nucleus
Molecular function (GO): ATP binding; ATP-dependent chromatin remodeler activity; DNA translocase activity
Source: RefSeq, a predicted model, not a curated record
UAAAAAAUCUCAUUUCGUUUAUGACGUAAUAAAGUCACCCUAUAACUUCGAACAAUUUAAAUCCCGCCAUGGCCAGUUCACAAUUAACACAUUUAUUCGAUCAUUUCAUGUUAUGACAGUUCAAAACUCGAAAGAUUAUUCAAAAUAAAUAAAAGUACAACUACUUUUCGUUUUCACUCCACAAAACGAUUGUGCACGAAUGUAAAAGUAAUGUUUUAUUUAAGUUAAAAUUGUAUUAUAAUGCGUCGAAGUUUGGCUCCAAGUCAAACACCCCAAAGAAUUAACUCCCCCCAAUCCAAAUUCAUAACUCCAUUUCAAAAUAAACGCAAAAGAACUUGUAAAAAUACAGAAAAUAUAAAUAUAAACCCUCCUCCACUGUCGCAGCAAAUACCACAAUCGCAAUAUGAGGAGGCAAUUUCUAAAAUUCUAUCGAGGCCAUUCAAAGUUCCCAUUGCCGAUUAUGUGCCAGAUUACAACAGCAAUCGAUGUUUGGGCAUACGGAGGACAACGGUGCGCAAAGCACUACACGAUCCAUUUGCCUGUAAUGCUCUGGUAUUGUAUGAGCCACCACAGUACACAGAACACGAGAGAUUGACAAUGGAGAGCAGUAAGAUUCUCGUGCACAUUGUGGUGGAUCCGCUGCUGAGUAAUAUUUUGCGUCCCCAUCAGCGUGAAGGUGUCAAGUUCAUGUACGAUUGCGUGGUGGGGAACAAGGGCGAGUUCAAUGGGUGCAUUAUGGCCGAUGAGAUGGGAUUGGGAAAAACCCUGCAAUGUGUUACUCUAGUAUGGACACUUCUUCGACAAAGCCCCGAAUGUCGUCCCACCAUCUCCAAGGCAGUCAUCGUCUCGCCCAGUUCGUUGGUCAAGAAUUGGGAGAAGGAGUUCAACAAAUGGUUACAUGGUCGUCUGCAUUGUCUGGCCAUUGAUAGUGGCUCCAAGGAGGAAACCACCAAAAACCUCGAGCAAUACAUAACCAACACAAAUCAACGUUGUGGAACUCCCGUCCUGCUGAUCAGCUACGAGACCUUCCGUCUCUAUUCACAGAUCCUCAAUCGUAAUGAGGUGGGAAUUGUCAUUUGUGAUGAAGGUCAUCGCUUAAAGAACAGCGAAAAUCAAACCUACCAAGCUCUGAUGGGUUUGAAGACAAAACGGCGGGUCCUUCUCUCCGGAACGCCCAUCCAAAACGAUCUCACUGAAUAUUUUAGUUUGAUCAAUUUCGUUAAUCCCAAUAUGCUUGGUUCAGCGGCUGAUUUCAAGAGAGUCUACGAGAAUCCCAUUCUGCGGGGGCAGAAUUCAGAUUCAUCUGAUGCCGAGAGAGAAAAGGCUCUCACAAAGACUCAAGAACUAAUUGGAAUUGUCAACCAAUGCAUCAUACGCAGGACAAACCAGAUUCUCACAAAAUAUCUGCCAGUUAAGUUUGAAAUGGUCAUCUGUUCCAAAUUGACACAAAUUCAGAUGCAAUUGUAUAUGAAUUUCUUGAAAUCCGAUAAGAUUCGCAGGAGUUUAGCAGGAAACUCUGAUGAAAAAGAAGGUGGUACAUUGUCAGCUUUGGCAGAUAUAACAACUUUGAAAAAGCUCUGCAAUCAUCCAGAUUUGAUAUAUGAGAAACUCAUUGCAAGAGAGAAUGGUUUUGAGAACUCGCAGAAUGUUUUGCCAAGUAAUUAUAAUCCAAAAGAAAUAAAUCCCGAGUUAAGUGGAAAGUUUAUGCUAUUGGAUUUUAUGUUAGCAUCAAUAAAAGCCAACACAGAUGAUAAAGUUGUGCUUAUAUCGAACUACACACAAACGCUGGAUUUAUUUGAACGUCUUUCUAGGAAAAGAAAAUAUACUUAUGUUCGUCUUGAUGGUACGAUGACAAUUAAAAAGCGUUCAAAAGUUGUUGAUCUUUUUAAUGAUCCAACUUCUGAUUGUUUUUUGUUUAUGCUGAGUUCAAAAGCUGGCGGUUGUGGCUUGAAUUUAAUUGGAGCCAAUCGAUUGUUUAUGUUCGAUCCAGAUUGGAAUCCAGCAAAUGAUGAACAAGCAAUGGCUAGAGUUUGGCGUGAUGGACAAAAGAAACCAUGUUUUAUUUAUCGACUAGUUGCUUCUGGGUCAAUUGAAGAGAAAAUCCUUCAAAGACAAACUCAUAAAAAAUCCCUUUCUAGUACUAUCAUUGAUAAUAACGAGAGUUCAGAAAAACACUUCUCACGGGAUGAUUUAAAAGAUCUGUUUAGGUUUGAAAAUACAACUCUAUCCGAUACUCAUGAUAAGUUUAAAUGUAAACGUUGCAUCAAUAAUAUUCAAAUAAAACCUCCCGCAGAAGACACCGAUUGCACAUCUCAUUUAUCACAAUGGUAUCAUUGUUCGAAUAAUAAAGGACUUCCAGAUAGUAUAUUGGCCCAGGCAUGGUCAACAAGCAAAUGUGUAUCAUUUGUAUUUCAUCAUAGAUCUCAAGGAGAAGCUAAACCUCAAAUUGUUGAGAAUGAUGAUGAAAAUGAAGAAGAGAAGAAGACUCGAAAAACGAAGAGAAAAGAUUCAAAUGACGAAGAUUACUCAAAAUCAGAUGAUGAUAAAGAUAGUGAUUAUGAAUGUUAA